Molecule: messenger RNA, 1833 nt
Organism: Cannabis sativa
Lineage: Eukaryota; Viridiplantae; Streptophyta; Magnoliopsida; Rosales; Cannabaceae
Exons: 5
Coding region: 388-1833 (481 amino acids)
Source: RefSeq, a predicted model, not a curated record
UACAUGAAAAAUCCUUUUUACACACUUUAUUACAUAAUUACCCUCACACGCCUAUUACUACAUUUAUACUUACAAACUUAUUUUUAUUACACAUUUACCACUUACUCAUCAUACCAUGCAUACACGUGUUCUCUCCCCAUGCAUCAUCAAUCAAAUCAUACUCUCUUCCCUCUCUUUUUUCAUUUUGUUUUCAUUUCAUUUUCUAUUCUUCAUUUCUGUUCUCUAAGUUCAUUUUGAAUUCAAGUAACCUCCAUUAACCACCCAUAAUUUAUCACGUUUUUCCCUCUUAUUUUUGGUUCAUCCACGAAUUUUCAACUUCCUCUUAGCCCACGAUUUAGCAACUGUUUUUCCCUCUCUGUUUCAUUUUUUUUCAAUCUUAUUUAUACCAUGGCAAUCACUCGGUCAUCUUCAUCCCCUUCUCCAGUUCUCAAAAAAAAAUCAAAAAUGGGCAAGAAAUCUUUAGCUAACAAAUCCAAGGGUAAACGCCCAAUCAAUGAUGAUUUUGAUUCUGAUUUUGAAGCUCCCAUGCCGAAGCGUGUGAGACCCCAUUCUUCGAAGAAAUCGAAGCUGAACUUGGAGGAGCCCACGCUUCCAGAAAUUUCUGGGAAAAAAUUUCAAAAAUCUAUUACACAUGCUGAAGAUCGGACUGAGGUUUGGGACUGUAAAUUUAGUCCUUCUGAUUUUUACAGAUCUAAGUGUGUGUGCACCAGUGUGUAUUCUGUGAUAAAUAAUAUUAAAAACACUUUAUCUGUUAAUUUGCUUUCUUUGUUUCGUCAAACUCAGUUUGGGCAUUUUCUGGAUAUGCCUGAGUUUGUUUUUCACCCACAAGUCGUUCAUAGUUUAUUACUAAGGGAAGUUUUACAGCCUAAUCCUAAGGAGUUUUGGGCUAAGGUUGCUGGCCGUUGCAUACGGUUUAGUGCCGAAGAAUUUUACCUUAUUUCUGGUUUAGAUUGUUUCGGUGAUUGCAACAAGUUGUUGUUUUCACAGGAAACAAAUCAAUUGGUAGAAACAUGUUUCCGUGGUGUAAAAACUAUUGACAACAAAGCCAUCGAGGAUGCUUUUUUGGGUAGUCGGUGGGGUUUGGAUGAGUCUAUUGGUUUGAAAAUGGCUGUUUUGUAUUUCAUUCAGUGUUUUCUUCUUAGCAAUACUCCUGACAAAGAAGUGUCUAGGUUUGUUCUAGAUGUAGUUGAUAGCGGUCGGUGGGAUGAGUAUUGUUGGGGUAGGGAAUCAUUUGAAUUGACAAUUGACUCAUUCAAAGGUAGGAUUGAGCAUGGGAUCAUUAUGAAAAAUAGAAAGGCAGAGAAGGGAGGCCAAUAUGAUGGCUGGUAUAGGGCAUUGGGAUGUCCUUGGAUAAAAAACAUGCGUCCUACUGAUGAAGAGAGGCAAGCAGCCUUCAACUUGACGCAAUCCUUCGAGGGUGGCUCAUCUUCAAAGAAGUCGAUUCGGCGAGAUAUUGAUUGGAUGAAAUCUAAGCUGGAGAUGCUCAGUUCGAAUCAAUCAUCAUUGGUCGAGGACUUCAUUUCGUUGAGGUGUUUUGUUGAUUUUAAUUUUAAAUCCGUAAUGACUGUAAUUAAGGAUAUCCAAGAGAAGGUUAAUGCCAUUCAUCGUCGUCCUUCUGACGAGGGAAAGUCAUCGGAUGAAUUAGUAACUCAAGAUUCUGAUGAUGAUCCUGAUGAUGAUGAUGAUGAUGAUGAUGCCGAGGAUGAUGAGAAGCAAUUGCCUGAUCCAGAAAAUAUUGAUUCCGACUCCGACGAUGGUGGUGAGUUGGUUAAAGUUGGUGGGGAUGCUGAUGAUGCCGACAAGGUCAUUCUUCUUGUCCCUUCGCCGAUGUGA